AGCUCGCAUGCUGGAGGGUCAAGGCACCCGGGAUUAUCCUCAAGAGACGUGCGAGCAAAGAAACCCUUGCCCCAACGACUGCCCGUGCAUCAGCGGGGACGACGGUCCCGGCUGUGAGUGCAUGUACCGCGAGGAAUGCUUCAAAGAUCUUCUGGCUCAUUAUCAGUUGCCCAUGGACAGCAUCGACCGAGAUUUGAUCCAAAACCCCUCGGGUCUUGACUCACGUGUCUACGGUUCGCCUGAGCUUGUGCAAGGAGUGAACAACAAGGCCCUGAAGAUCAUGGGUCGCUCCCAGUGGGUCCGUGUGACCGGCCCUAGCCACAAGCGAGAGUGCUUUGGAGACCUUGACCAUUGCCCCAAAGGUCUGUACAUGUAUGUGGAUGGCGUACAAGUUGCCCAUACCAGAACGGCCCGCCGUACAACAGAAGCAAGAGCUGACGACAGCAACAACGACUUUGUCAUCGGUCGUUCCAAUGACCGGUCUGGGUCAGGCAGCUGGGGGUCGAUGCUGGUGGAUGAUUUCUCCUUCAUGUCGACCUUCAAGUCAGAGGGGGAUGUCCGUGAAGCAGGUCCUGUGUACAUGUUCUACCUCUCCCUGGAUGAGGUGCGGGGUGACAAGGUGGACAUGAUUGGAGGAGAUGCUAAAGUGUUUGGACCAGCUCAAGAUGUCCCAGCUAAAAUCCGCCAUGGCCUUGGGUUCAUGGGCAGGGGAGAGUACUUGGACCUCGGAGAUGCUUCUGGCAAAUGUCUUGGAGAUCUGACCAUGUGUAGGCAUGGUUUUUAUGUUGCCUUUUUCAUCAGAUUCAACCGUUUGGACAAUGCUAAAGAGUAUAUCUUCAGCACUCCUCAUGGGUUUGAGAUUUAUCAAGCUGGCAAUGUGCUGACUGUUACUGCUCAGCGAGAACGUAGCCUGUGGGAGGCUAACUACAACCGUCUCCAGUCUGGACCUUGGUACUACGUGGAAGCCACCUGGUCUGCGAGAAUGGGACUCAGGCUCUACAUCAAUGGACAAGAGGUGGACAGGCAGACCAGAGAAAGUUUCCAGCGUGAGCCCCGAGUGACAAGGGAACUGAAUGCUUUUGUUGGUCGCAGCAACGAAGGUGGUCGUAGAGGACAGCUCACCAAUGCCAUUGUCGACGAGCUUAGUGUCUACUAUGGAGACAGGGAUAUGUUGUCCUCAAUUGGAUACCUUGACAGGGGUGUCCCACAGCACCGCCAUUUUGACUUUGAAGAGGUUCGCGGUAAUCGAUUGGUGGAUGAUUCUCUGACCAUCACGCUGAAUGGCUCACCACAGCAGGUGUCUGGCAAAGUGGGCCGAGCCUUGAAGCUGGAUGGCAGACGAGACUUUGUUGACUUUGGGGAAAGCCGCUCGGACUGUUUUGGCAACCUUGACCUUUGUCGGCAUGGUGCUUUGUACUCGAUGUGGCUGAAGCCUGACAGGCUUGGGGAGAAUAUGUACUUCCUAUCCAGUGGCGACAACGGUGUGGUGCUAAAAUACAGUGGAGGCAUGCUGCAAGCAGAAGCUGAGACUUCUUCAAGGAAAUGGAUGACGACUACCUCAAAGGUAGAGGCCGGCCGCUGGUACUUUGUUGAAGUGUCAUAUCAUCCUGUCCGAGGGCUGAGCCUUUAUAUCAACAACGAACUGGUGGCAGAGGACAAAGAAUCAUCCAGAAGGGACUCUCAACCCUCAGGCUCCUCACAGAGAAGCCGAUUCUACCUGGGACGUGGCAGUGAAUUGAUGAGAGAUGCCAGAUACGCUGAGGCUACAUAUGACGAGAUGGACAUGUGGUACGCUGACAGGGACUUCCUAAUGGCACAUGGUCAUAUUCAGAGAGAUCGCCCCCAAAGCUACAUCAUUGACUUUGAGGAGCUGGUUGGUGAGGACCGACUUCGACACCCUAAGCUUAACAUCAGGCUUAUUGGACGCCCUGUGCUGAUCCCCGGAAAGGUGAACAAUGCUUUGGAAUUGAGUGGACGCGGCCAGUAUGCAGACCUCGGGUUCCGGACCGGAGAGUGUAUGAGUGACCUCACACGCUGCUCCCAGGGCAUCACCAUCGCCUCUUGGAUGAGGUUCCAUCGCUUUGAGAACAAUAUGGUCUACCUGUCCACUGGGGAGAAUGGCAUCCUCAUGAUGUACAAGGAUGGCUAUAUUCAGAUCAGUGUUGCUGGCCGGGGUUUUGUUACUCUUCCAAGGUUUGCCACAAACCGCUGGUAUUUUGUGGAGUUGACUUGGCACCCAGAGACAGGGCUCAAGGUCUUUGUGGACAAUGAGCUGAAAGGUCAAUCUAAUAAAGACUAUGUGGCACCUCAAAGAGGUGGAAGGAGCAGCUUCUACAUUGGAAAUCCCAACCAAGGAGACGUGCCUUCUGGACGUUUCUCGACUGGUCAUUUUGAUGUGGAUGAAAUGGAAAUCUGGUACGGCAAGCGUGAAGAUUUGAUGGCUUUUGGAUACAUCAACAGAGGUUGGCGGCACAACUUGGGCUACGAGGCUUUUGCCUUUGACACCGCGGACGGCCGGCGCGUGGCCCACACCAAGUACGUAGUUCUGCUGGUCAACGGAGCCUCUAUCAUCCCUGGACGCUUUGGUAACGCUGUCCUUCUGGAUGGACGUGGUCAGUACGUGGACCUGGGCGAGCACUAUAACCGUUGCUUCGGUAACCUGGAUCUCUGCGCGCAUGGCUUGACACUGUCUCUGUGGCUCAACCCUCGCGACUUGCGUGACGGGACGACCUUUUUGUCGACGCCCACCUAUAACCUAUUCUACCAAGACGGGCGGCUGAAUUCUGAGUUCCAAGGAGAAACGACGGCUUGGAGAACGUCCACCACUCGGUUGAGAAGAGAUGAGUGGCAGAGGAUCACAAUGGCCUGGCACCCCAAGAAAGGCUUGACCAUGUACAUCAAUGACGAACUUGUUGAUCAGGACAGGAGAGGAACACAGGGUGUCACCAGGGCCAGACCCUACUCUGAGCAUGUCUACUUAGGCAGGAACCUCGUCUCUGACCGUACCCAGGCCAACAUGUUGGCUGAUGAGCUCCAGGUGUGGUACGAUGACCUGGACCAGUUGCGCGCUACUGGCCAGUACAGAGUUCAAGUGGUACCUCGCUCCAUCACCUUUGACGACUUCCGUGACAACCGUCUUCGCAUCCGUGACCGAGAGAUCCGUGGUCAUGGAGAAAUCCGGCUGACACAGGGCAAGGGAGCUAACACUCGUGCCAUCUACCUUGUUGGCACCACUGGUUAUCUGGAUUUGGGCGCCAACUUUACCUGCGGAGGUGACUUGGACACCUGUCGCCAGGGAGCCACCCUUAGACUGGGUGUUCGCCCCAUGGUGUUACAGAACGGCAUGACCUUCUUUGACUCUUGGCCCAUGAAGCUUUACUACAAGGAUAACCGUCUCAUCGGACAGCUGCAGACAGAAUCCCAGAUCUGGACAGUAGACACAACAGAAUUCCGACCUGGAACCUGGCAGAGGGGUGGUCAAACAUAUGCUAACACUGCCGUGGACAGUAUCGAGUUCUGGACAGCCUUCAGAGACUACCUGCCGGAGGACGGAUACCUGAAGAUUGUAACUGCAACCCUACCUACUCGCCCACCCCCCACACGCCCGCCACCCACACGCCCGCCACCCACGAGACGACCCCGAACUCGUAGACCAGGUAUCAGCAACAAUGGAAUAGAUCUGGUUGGUGACGUAGGGAGCAGCAUUCUUGAGCUGGACAUUGUUCCAGAUGAAGUAAUUGAGUUUGGAGAGAUUACUACUCAGUACCCACCCCGAACUAGAAAGGUCAAAAUCAUCAACUUCAAUGGCCGCUCAUUUGUCCAGUUCAACUUCAACCGACUGCCCAGAGAAUACCUGCAGCCAGCGGACACUGAAGAGUUCCAGUUUUACUUCUUAGCCAAUCAGCCGGAUGGUUUAAUCUGGUUCCAUGAGGAUCAGACUCGUAAAAUGUAUCUGGCCCUCAGGGAUGGCUACCUUGUCUUUGUCAAUGAUGAUGGCACUGGUUCUCCCGAUGAAAUAACUAUCGGUCAACGUGAGGGAAAGCGCUUUGAUGAUGGUGCCUGGUAUCUGUUCCGCUUGAGCCGCAGAGGCAGAAAGGUGACAAUGACAGUGAACAACAAUUAUCCUGUGGAGUACAUCUUUGCUGAGAACAUCCAGUUCCUGGUGCCUGCAGAAGUGUACCUGGGAGGAACCACCAACACCUACGCAUCCACAGGAGGUCGUGUAGUGCAGAACUUUAAUGGUGGCCUUGCUCUUGUUUUAUACAAGACUGAGACACGGCAGGGUAACAGAGUCUUCAAAAAUGAAGUUAAUCUAAUUGCUGAGCUUGGAGAUGAUGUCAACGGUGACGGUAUUGACGUGGUCACCGUGGACUGGCCGCCUCGUGGUACUUGGCCCACGCCUCGCCGAACACGACCUACACGUCCCACACCGCGCAGGACGCGGCCCACACGACCCACACCCCGCCGCACAAGACCCACCAGACCCACGCCCCGCCGCACAAGACCCACCAGACCACCAAUAACAACCAGACCUCCACCCUUGUUGACGUCUGUCACAAUCAAAGACAAAGAAGUCUUUUUUGUUCUACAAGAGCGUUUCCAGAUCCAAGCCGGCAGCGCCCUGUCUUUCAAGUUCCAGACCAUUAAGCGUGAAGGGCUUCUUGUGUACACCACCAGCAAUAUCAUUGGCAGGAACUACCUAGCCUUGGAGAUCUUUGAUGGGAAGCUCUACUUGGUUCACAACUUUGGCGGAGAGUCCAAGAGGACUCUUCUGUCUGAGUCUGAAGUAUCGGAUGGACAGCCUCAUGAGGUGAUUCUGAAGUUUUACGACACACAGAUUGCCACUCGACUGGACAGAAACUCCCAAAGAAUCAGAAUCAUUAGCCCUGAACGUUUGCCUCGUGACUUGGGCCCAUUGUACAUUGGUGGCUACUCCACCAUGGAGCUCCUGCCAUGGCACACGUGGGCUCGUGAGGGCUACCAGGGUUGUAUAGAAGACCUGCAGAUCAGUGGACGGAUCAUCGAUCUUCACCGCUAUGUACAGAACCAGCAACUGUUUGGCCGUGUGGAUCGUCGGUGCAGUGCAAUGCCUCAGCAGUGCUCUACCCAGAGUCCCUGUGUGCACGGUUACUGUGUGAACAAAUGGGGAAAUUACCACUGCGACUGCCGCGCCACGGACUAUAGUGGGAAGCGGUGCGAAGUCCCUGCAUGGACUGGAAUGUUCAAUGGCUCGACAACCUACAGGCUGGAAUUCCGACCUGAACAGAGGUUCCAUAGGGAUGAUAUCUCAUUCCGCUUCAAGACCAUGGUGACAGAUGGGCUCAUCUUUCACACAAAGGCUCGAAGUGACGGAGGCUUCAUGAGGGCUGAGCUGGAAGGAGGAAAGAUUAAGAUUACCACUAAUCUAGGAGGAGAAUACCAGACUUUUUAUCUGGGUGAGAACUUGAAUGAUAUGCAAUGGCACACUGUCUACAUGCAGCGUCGGGGGAACCAGAUGGAGGUUUGGAUUGACGAUCUGGACCAUGAAAAAAAGAUUCUUCCCGGAGAAGGAUUUUUCCUGUUUAUCAAAAAUAUCUUCAUUGGAGGAUACAAAGACGGAGAGGUGGACUAUUUAGGAGAUGUAAAACCAUACAUUGGCUACCUCAGAAACUUUUAUGUAGGAAAAUUUGAUAUUCUCAACGAAAUUCACACUGGUGGAGAUGGAAUCUUCUUUCAAGAACCCAACCUGCCUCCUCUUAUUUUCUACGAUGUUACAUUCCCAAGCUAUGACCUUUUUAUCAAGCUGCCAUCUCUUGGCCGAGUUUCAAAUUUGAACUUGAACUUUGUGUUCAAGACCACAGAUGAGAAUGGAAUCAUUUUGUUCAACGAGGGACGUAACAAGGAGCUGUUUGCUAUUGAGCUGUUUAAUGGCAGAGUCUUUGUUAAGUUUGACAUUCCAGGCAAACCACCCCUUACUAUCGUUACCCUCGAGGGCGCCAAGUACAAUGAUGGUAAAUGGCAUGCUGUGUCGGUGGCUUACCGCAACAUCAAGGGGCAGAAGCAGGUGACCAUGUCUAUUGACGGCCACACCACCUCCCACUCGCACUCUGGAAUCCACUCCAUUAAUCUUCGGGGACCUCUGUACAUUGGUGGCUUGCCAGAAGAACUGUUUGAGAAGAAAUACAUUCGAGAGUUCUUGUCAUCCAAGAAUGGAUACCGUGGCUGUCUGGCCUCCAUGGAUUUUGGACAAGGGUUGCCUGACAUCUUUGGCUACGGCACAGCACAGAAUGUCAAUAUUCUGAAUAAAUGCCAAGACAUCCGAACAAUGUGUACAGAGACGUCUUGCAUGAAUGGUGGAAUUUGCCAUGACAACUUGAAAGACGGCUCUACAUGGUGUGAUUGCUCAAUGACAGGUUUUGCUGGCCCUGUCUGUUCAAAUGAACCAUUGGGCUACUACUUCCGCAGUCAAGGAAAGUAUGACCUCUAUGGCAUGAUGGUGUACAACUACCCUGCUUUGAAGCGAAACGACAAUGAAAAGGAUGAGAUCAUCUUCGGUGUAAUGACUGAAGAGAAGAAUGCAGUCUUGGCCAAGUUGAUCUCUGGCAUCUUUGACGACUUCAUUGAGAUCAAGAUGGUUAAUGGCUAUGUGGUGGUGACCUAUGACACUGACGGCAAGGGUGCGUCGACCACCAUCACCAAUGGCGACAUCGACAUUAGUGACGGUCGCUACCAUAUCAUUCGUUUUGUUCGCACUGCAGACAAAGGAACUCUGUAUGUGGAUGAGGGCGUCAACUUUAAUUCUCACCUCACUUCUCAUGGCAAAUUUGAUCGCUUGAGCAAGAUUUUCAUUGGUGGAGUGUACCAGGGUGGACAAAUAGUCAAUGGCACUGGUUUCCAUGGCAUCAUCGGCGGUAUGUAUGUCAAUGGUGAGCUCAUCUUCCCAUACGCCGAGAAGAAUGUGAGAACAGAUAUCUAUUAUGAUGUCCGUGUUGCCCCUAUUCCAUACAAGCUUGGACCUAUAGUAACAACACCAAAGAUAGAAUGGAGCACCACACCAAAACCAACCUUACCAGUCACACUUCCCCCUACAACGACGCCAGUGAUUGGCAUUCCGGUUAUUCCCGGUGAUGUGGGCGGCGGUGGCCUGGCCUGGACGGUGGGUGGUGGUGGUGGAGGUGAUAUCGGAGUGGUUGUCUUUCCAGACGGAAGCGGUGGCACUGCUGUUGGUGUGGGAGGAGGAAUCCCCCCUCCUAUAGGAGGUGCAGCAGGGCAGGUUGCAGGAGCCGGUCUAUCAGUGGUCCCCAGCCUCCCAGUAACUGGACCUCGUGCUGGAGCUGUGGUGGGCACCAUCCUUGGACUCAUGGCAUUGGCUAGCAGCUUGAUGUGGGCUUUCUAUAAAUGUAAGCCUGGCUGGUGCUUCCGUCCCCCGGCAGAAGUACCUCUCAACAUCUCUGCUCCGAAAUCUCCCACAAACAAGCCUGUUGUCCAAGCUGCGUCUGCUGCUGUUGCCGCCGGUGAUGGAGCAGGAGCAGGAGCAGGUGGUGCUGGUGGUGCUGGUGGUGCUGGUGGUAGCGGUCUUGACGUGGUGGAUGCUGCUGUGACAACAGGUGGCGCCAAAGGUGGAAUGAUCAGCGCAGGAAAUGCUGGAAGUGUUGCCGGGGCAGGAGGCAUGGGGGGCAGUAACUCCUACUACUACUCCCAACAGACUGCGUCUAACUCCCUCCAGCACGGGGAAAGUUAUGAUUCCGCCACUUUGCGGGCAAUGGGGGCCUUUUCCAACAAAGGUACAGCCAUAGGGACUCCUCGUGCGGCCAGAGCACAGUUUGGAUCAUCAUCCGCCUCAGCAAGUGGCUACUCUGUCACAGAGACGAACGCUAUCACUCCUGGCUCCCUGCAAUCUUAUCAGUUUGAUGCAGGCAACAGCAAUGCAGAUUAUGAUGUAGCCACUGGUGUUCAUUCCAACUAUCAGAGCAACACUCUUGGUGCUGGGGGAGGCGGUGGUGGAUUCUCCACUUCCACAAUGUCAUCCAACUAUAAUUACUCUGUGAAGACAAUCCGCACUGUGGGAGGACAGCAGGCCAUGAUGGGAUACAAUGGCAGCGCAUCCAAUGUGAUUGUGACUCCAGGAGCCAUGGGCGAGGAAGUGAGAGUAGACUGUUGUCUUAUGACCGGAGAUGGAAACAGUGUGGUCACUGGCUCCAGCCUGGGACCACCUCAAGUCUGGAAUAUGUCUAAUGGAGAGCUCCUUCGUAUAAUGCAAGGAGAAACAGUUGGGUCCACAUACCUUCACCUCGUGAGCAACGAUCGUUUGCUGGUCGGUGCAAUCAACUCAGAUUUAGAAAUUAAUCAAUACUCAGUGCCGAAAGGAGUACACAAUUAUGUUUUCCAGAUUUGGGACUUUGCCUCAGGCCGUCCUUUGGACAUGGCCCAGAUUGAGACCUGCUCCGCUUUGACCACAAUGAGUGACAACAAUAAGGUGGUCUUCGGUAGAUCUGAUAACUUUGGUGGAGGCACCAACAUCGUGGUCUGGGAUCUGCUUGGCAACCAGGCCAUGAAAGAGAUGAGAUACGACGCCCCUGUUGGAAACAAUGACUACGUUAGUUAUAUUAGUAUGUCUCAGAACGACAGAUAUGUGAUAUCAGGCUUUACCAACACCUUUGACAACUUUGCCGAGUUUGUCAUCUUUGACUUGAACCAAACGUCUUACAAUGUGACUGACCCCAACAUCUUGCGACUGGAUGCUGUCCCAGAAUGCACCGCUGUACUGCCCCAUGACGAGGCUGUCACUGGACUCAGGAAUGGAGAUCUUGUCGUCUGGAGCUUGAGAACAGGUCAACCUAGUCGCCAGCUUUUGGCCAACAACGGAAAGCAUGCCCACUCUCGCGAGGUCAAGGCCGUGGCAAGAUCAGAGGACAAUAAGUAUCUGGUCUCUGCCUCGGCUGACGGAACAUUGAAAGUCUGGGACCUGAGCUCUGAGAGGCAUAUGUGCACUAUGUCUGGUCACAAUGAUGAGGUCUGGUGUUGUGCGGUCUCGGCUGACAACGAAAUCGUGGUCUCUGGGUCACGUGACGGUACCAUCCGUCUGUGGAGGCUGCGCAACGGACAGGAGAUCUGUGCCUUCAACGCCGGCGUGGAUGUCUUCUACAUCACCAUGAGCCACGACAAGGGCACCAUUGUUGCCCUAGGAGACAAAUAUGGUGCCCGCAAACUCAUCAUGUUGCAGGUGGUCAGGUCAAAGGUCAAGAGACAGGUUCUGGCUUAAGUGGUGACCCUACUAGUUCCUGAGGGGUGAUUUAUGAUCUUUACCCCUCACAUUUUUGUUCAGACAGUAAAAUCAAAAUUUUGCAGCUUCAAUUUCUUUCUUGCUCUUGAAAUUAAUGAGAGAUAUUGCCGAUUCAGUUAUAUAUCAUUUAAAAUCACAGUAAGGAGGUUAUGAAUUUAAGACAAUUGUUUAUUUUUAGAGGUUGUUGAUUAUCCUUUAAACAUGAAAAGUUCGUUAAGACAAAAGAACUUUUGAAAACAGUCUGAACAACUACAAUUCUAAGAGCAAAUGUCUCUGGAAAAUUUAUCUUUACAGAAAUGGUUGUUCUCCAGAAAUGGUUGAGAAAAUACUCUGAGACUUAAGUAAAAAUGCAUUUGCCAAAGCAAUAGUUGUUGUCUUUUCCUUGUCAUAGUCAUAUUAACUGCUACUUGUGUAGCCAAUACUGGUCUCAUAUUAAAGCUGAUAUAAAUGCCUUGUACCCACUUAUAUGCCUUAAACUUUGCAACUAAGUGCACACAUCUGUAAGUCCUAAACUAAAAUUGAUGUCAAUUUCCCUUUUCUGCAGAAUCAGACUUCUAUGUCCCUGAAGUUUUGAUUGUACAUUUCUGUCUCAUUUGACAUUGAUUGAAAAUAGUUUGAGCUGUGAGCGGGAUUCCAUGACAUUUAGGCAUUCAAAAAUGCCAUAGCUUUUUAGCAUAAUGAAAUACGGAAAUUUAUACAUCAUUUGCUGUUGUUAUCCACUGUGCAUAUAGGUUUUUUAAGUAGCUCCUAAAGAGCUAAGUGAUAUUUGAAAGUGAGUUUUAUAUUCCAUAGAAGCCGUUACAACUCUACAAAUUUUAGAUUGAUUUCCGUACAAUACAAAAAGAAUAUUUUAAAAGAAUAUUAAUUGUAGACUUUUGCAACAGUGGUUUUAAUCUGACCUAUUCCAUUCUUCAGCAUUUUGUUUUGUACUUUUAUACAAGAAUUGUAACGUUCGAUUUAUUCAUACCUUGUUGCUUCACUACAAAAAAAAACCUGUUGUAUUCUAUCUGGUGAAGGCAAUAUGUUCUAAUUUUAUGAAGAGCAACGAAGUACAAAUGGUCUAUAGUCUUCAAGAUUUUUCUUCAAUGCAAGUAAAAAAAAAAUCAAGUAUGAUUAAUUUAAUACUAGAAGACAGCUGUUUUUCAUUGUCUCCUUUCUUUCUUUCAGCCUUUUGAGAUUCAAUAAGUGGUAUUUUUUCUUACAUUUUUAUUUUGAGCGUGAGUAAUACUCUAUUUUACAGUACAACAUGUUUCUUAUGAGAGAAGAUACAUAUUUCCUAUGGUGCUACCAACUUUCUAUACACUUGAGAAAAUUAUUGACGUUUUAAUUCACUCUUUUUCCUUAUAAAGUUGUCUGAUGUGUUAGGUUUAUAUUUACACUUUUAUAUGAGCUACAUUCGUGCCUCUGUGUGUAGACCUUCUCUCUGUGCUAUACAUUUUUCCGUGUGUUCUUUGGUCUGUAUUGUGUAGAAAUGUAUUGAAUUUACUCUUUAUGGAGAUUCCAUAAUUAUGAUUGGAAGAUGAGAUCUGAAUUGUGAAAUACAAAGUGGGUUUUUUUUUUUUUUUGUCUUUUACAUUUUACAACAUAUAACGCAUUGUUAUGAACUUGAACUCUAUGCAAUAAAAACUCAAGGUAACUGAAUUCCAGAGAAGAAUCUCUUAUAGCAAGUAUGUCUCUGAUUGAUUUAACUGUAUACUUAGACUAAACAACCAAUAGAUUUUAACAUAAUUUUUUUCAUUAAUAUUUUGACCAUGAAAUGAUAUUACACUUUUGUUCUUUAGUUGAAUUUAAGAAAAAAUUUUUUUUCGCAUUCUUAGAAUAAAUUUCAUUGAUGCUAGGUAUAAGGUGUGUGUGUUUUUGUUUUUCUUGUUGUUUUUUUUUUGGCGUAAUUUGUUAUAAUCAAUUCUUGUAGUUGCAAUGGUGAAGUGAAAGGCACUAUGUCUAUCUAUAAUUCUGCAUGCCUUGGAUGUCAGUCGUGAAAGGUUUUCCUUAUUUAAUGCUUCUCUCGGGUUGUGUACAUGAUUAUAGCCAAUAAAUUAUUAGCCUUUACCCAGGCCUCCUCCCUUUCUUAUUGUAGACACGUCCUUGAGGUGAAGAAUUCGAUGCUUAUAUCAGCAAAGCACAGAAUGUUCAUACUUUAGAAUGAACACUACUUAAAAGACCGCUGGGCUUUUGUAUGUAUUCUUUGUGUCAUCUUCCCUGAUUUGAAGUGCAUUCGUCUUAGUAUAAUUAUCAAAACCAAAUAGUUAUGUUGACUUGUUACAACAACAAAAGUCCCUUCUCUUCAUAAUGAGAUCAUAAUGAACUCUCGUUUUACCUCUUCUGUGUCUCGUGUUUUCUGUGAUCUAAGAAGGUGUGAUAAUAAUUGAUAUAGUUCUCUUCAUUUUGGAUCGAUUGUGCGAAAUAGUUGCAAAAAAGCUAAAAAUAGUCAACAAAGGACUGAUUAUUUAGCAUAGAAAGGGAGGAUGCCUGCCCUCCACUAGUUACUGCAUUUAUCAAAUUGUGAGACCUUGGUCUAUAUGCUCGUGUAUGAAUAAAGUGCCUGAUAUUUCUUACAUAA
This is a messenger RNA of Aplysia californica (California sea hare), 11822 nucleotides long. RefSeq lists its product as uncharacterized. Gene Ontology annotation, molecular function: protein binding; calcium ion binding. The record is from RefSeq and is a predicted model, not a curated record. NCBI's taxonomy places the organism in Eukaryota, Metazoa, Mollusca, Gastropoda, Aplysiida, Aplysiidae.